AUGCAAACCCUAUCCCGUCCCUCGCUCUCCUCGCACGCCUCCUCCGGCCUCGGUGCCUCCCCCUCCUUGGCCUCAUCCAGUCGGAACCCUCUUCACCUCAAAGUGAACCGACUCCUCUCCGCCAACCUGGACGAUGCGGGCACUCGAGCUGCUUUGGAUACGUUGGGCGAGUUGGAGCUGGAGCAACAGACUCAAGUUGGGUCGAGCUCACGUGGGAGUCAAGAACCAACGACGACGACGACGACGACGACGACGACGACGACGAAUGGGUUCAAUGGCAGGACGACAGCCACAACAACUACUGCUGCAGGGACGCCUAUGAUCAAACGAGGCGCGUUGAGGACACAGGUCGAAACUCAGAUGGCUCAAGCCUCGACGGAAUUCCUACAAGCCUUUUCGGACGUGGACGCCGUAAGCCUAUCUCUGUCGAAUCCUCGCACCUCCACGUCACGUCAUCUCACCUCGCACCUCUCAUCGCCUCCCCCAGAAACUCGGUCUGCUGCAAUCCCACCUCGACGCGAUGCACACAUGCUGCGAUCAGGUCGAACAACAGCUCGCCUCUGCAAACUCGGGGACGCGGUAUUUGCUCGAACAUGUCGAAGGCUUGCGCCAACAGAGGUCAGUGUCCCACAAGUCUCCCUCCAAGAGCAUUCUCAGCACACCCCGCAACAAAACACGACGACUGAUACCAUCCUUAUUCGGACCUACAACUAUCAUAGAGCCACAACAACAGUCCAACAAUCGCUCGUACACUUAUUCCUCACGCGCUUCUCCCUCACCGACAACGAGUUGCGCAUCCUCACCUGUCGCGAGAUCCCCGUCGGACCGGACCUAUUCGCCGCGAUGAACAAGACCGAGAGGAUACGAAGUGAUUGUAGGGCCUUGUUGAGUGGCGAGGCGGGGCAGGGAACGCAGGCGGGGUGAGUUGCCCGUUCAAACUGGCGUUAAGAAGAAUUCGUUCUCAAGCUAACCUCUCUUCAACCCCACUCCACCACAGUCUCGACAUCAUGGAAUACACGUCCCAGCAUCUCGAAGCGGCCUAUUCCAAAAUCUACAAAUGGUGCACCUUUGAAGCGCGUGGGUUCGGAAAAGACGUGUUGGAAGUUUCGUCGACGAUGCGCUCCGCGAUCGAGAGGCUUAGGUCCAGGCCGGAAUUAUUGUCGUUCGUCCUUUAAUUCAAAUCUCAGUCUUCCCCGUUCGGGAGCGCAAUAUCUGAUUUCACUCUCAUUCCCGCUCUCCAACUCCACAGUGAAGUCCUCGAUCUUUUAGGUGCAACCCGCUCAACUGCCAUAUUGAACCUAUUCCUCGACGCCCUAACAAGAGGAGGGCCUUCCGGCCUUCCACGACCCAUCGAAUUGCACGCCCACGAUCCAAUUCGUUACGUCGGAGAUAUGCUGGCUUGGAUCCAUCAAGCUACGGCUGGUGAACGAGAGUUCUUGGAGAGUUUGUUCGGUAUCGCGGAGGAUGGGAGAUGGGUCGGCAGUGUGAGGGCGCAGAAAGGGACGAGGGGGAGAAAAGCGGAGGGAGGGGCGGGUGAGGGGGCGGAGGGGAGUGUCAAGACGAUACUGGACGAAGAGGACGACGAGAUGCGCUUGAGCAAGUUGUUGGAUCGGGAUAUGGAAGGGUGUGCGAGACCUUUAAAGGUGACUUGCCCUGCUCUUUCAGGCUCACGCGCGACUUCGAGUCUGAGCGCAGUAUUCGAUCCUUCGCAGAUGCGCGUGCAGCAAACGAUCAAGAGUCAAGAAGGUGCUAUUAUGGCGUAUAGGAUCGCGACGUUGAUUGAAUUUUAUAAAGUCACGAUGGAGCAGACGAUCGGCAAGGACGCGCAUAUGUGCAAAGUAUUGGCCGAGUGAGUUCGAACGCUCGCGCUCUUGAUUGGCUGCCGCACGGAAAGCUCAUCCGCGUUCGAGUCGCUCCGGACAGGAUCACCGACAGUGCCUACGAGGCCUUUUUCGACACGUUACGCAACCACGGUCGAUCCCUUUUGCGCUUCAUCCAACCUCCUUCGGCGGGACUGAAUGCCCCUCCCCAGCUCCGAGACGCUUUGACGACCCUUCGAGAACUCAUGGCCAUCUUCUCCUCGUCUUACCUCGAGGAUGCGCCCAACGCGUCAUCGAAAACCGAUGUACCUAAACCAAAUGAGGCAGAAGACUCUACAACAACAUCGACGACCCCACCAACGUCCAUGAUCAAAGCCGACGACUUUUCCCCCGUUCUGGACCAAGCCUUGGAUCCUGCUUUGGAGAUGUGCGAAAAGAUGGGGCAAUCGAGACCGUUGACGUGGGAUCGAUCGAUCUUUGCCAUCAAUUGUAUCGAGACCGUUUUGAGUGCGUUGGACGGUUUUGCUUUCACUGCGGAUCGGACGAGACAGUUGAAGGAGGAGGAGGGGGAUCAUGUUGAGAGUUUGACGGGGGAACAUGUACGUUUCUUGCCUGAUAAGGGAGUCUCAGCAGCGCGGCAAAGGCUCAUUCCAAGUGCCCGCCCCCCAUUAUUUUGGUACCGCAGUUCACCUCUCUCCUCAAAGACAGCGGCCUCGAAAAUCUCCUCACCACGAUCCGCACCAAAGACCCCUCUGUACCGCUCUCUUCCCUCCCCUUCGCCUCUCCGACCCAUCUCCAAACCUGCCUGCAAUCCUUCUCCCACUUCCUCUCCACAACCGACACCCUCUCCUCCCCCCGUCUGUCGCUCCUCCCCCCUCGGAUCGCAGCAAGUAUUCAUCGUUCGGCUUUGGAGAGGAUCAGUGGGGCUUACGAGCUCGUUUUAAAUGAGGUGGUGAGGGAUGCGCAGAGGAAUGGGUACGAGGAGGGGACUGUGAGGGGUUUGUUUAGGAUGGGGAGGGACGAGGUGAGGAAUGUUUUAGGGGUCGAGAGGGGGUGAAGCGUGUUGAAGAACUUUUUAGGGGGGGAUGUGUAACCUUUGUAAUGACCCAUGCAACCUGGUGAGAAACGAUUACGCUGCAGCACUCCAGGUCCCGCAUUCUAACUACUCUCUUACAAUGCGCACACCCGCCGCUGGACCAUUAGUUGGGGAUGCAACGCAACAGUCUCCCGCCUUUUUAAAAUCGACGAAGGCCGAAGUCACUGCUGAAGACGAUCCCCUAUUCGUUCCCGAAGGCCGGGUCGGAUACAGUGGGGAAGCAUCGGUUCUCCGUCUGCCAUGACUACGGGGUCAGAGCUAACCACUCGGGUGUUGUUCGGGUAGAGGUAGAAUGACUAGCCCCCUGUCUUGCCCUUGAUCCUGCCAGGGAGGAUACAGCGAGCACGAUGACAAACGAGGCUACAUGUUCAAUUGGUGGCAUCAUAUCGACUCUUUCGUAUAGUACGUGCUAUCUGUGCGACAGUAUUUCGUCGGACUUCAUCCGUAGCUCAACCUCUCACUCCCUCGCUACACAGCUUCGCACACCAUCGAGUGUCGCCCCCACCUCGAGCGUGGAUCCAAGCCGCCCAUCGUCACGGCGUCAAGAUGCUCGGUACCUUCAUUUUCGAAGGCGAUGACGGUCCUCCAGACCUUCUCAAGCUGCUUGAGCUCUCCAACGAAGCUGGCGCCCCGCGACUUACGGCGGCGAGUCUGAGCUACGCCGACGGUCUGAUGUGCGUCGAGCAUGGCUUUGAAGGCUGGUUGAUCAACGUCAAGGUGCCAUUCGUCGAGGGUGAAGAAGCCGAGCAGAUGCAAGCUAUGCUGCUUUGGUUGCGAUACCUCAAGGAUGAGGCCAGACGCCGCAUCGACCCGGCGUCGGUAAUCAUGUGGUUCGUCGUCAUCACUGUCCUUCGAAAUCACGUGACCUUUCUACGGUCGUGCUGACCAUCUCGUGCUCCCGGCAGGUACGACGCCGUCAACCUCCUGGGCGUUGAAUGGCAGAACGAACUGAACGGUUACACACUCCCCUUCGCCGAAGUGGCCAAUUCAAUCUUCCUCAUUGGAGGGAGAAGGAGAUCGAAGACACUACGACCAAAGUCGCCGAGAAAUCGUCGAUGAUCGAGAUGGACCAGGUCUACUUUGGCUUGGACGCCUGGGGGAGAGGCCAGUUCGGGGGUGGAGGCUUUGGUUCAUGGAUCGCGUUGGACUUACUCAAUCGGGUGAGCAAAUCGAGUUUGCCUAAAGUGUCCGCGGGGACGUCGCCGAAUGCGGCCUACUCUGUUGCCAUCUUUGCCCCGGGAUGGACCGUCGAAAGUCUCGGACACGACCUUACAAAUGCCAAGGGCUACAGCGAGUGGUUCGCGGAUGAUGCACACCUUUGGAUCGGAACAACGCGACUACCCGACGCACCAACACCACUUGCACCUGUUGGCAAGCGUGAGGAGACUGCUUCGGUCGCUCCAGCCGCAAUCGACAGAGGAGCCCGAAUUGCUCGGGGCCACGUCGGACGAGUUCUUCGCAUUGUCAUGCUCAGACUUUCCAGAGACUACAGGAUGUGUUGGAGUUCGAGCGGGCCGAGCGUCCCGAAGGUUAAGAUUGUUUGGACAUAAUCUACGCGAGAAGUCCCAUGUUUGUACAGAGCACGGAUCUAUCGUACGUGUAUAUGCUAAUAGGGACUUCGGGAUGUUGAGGGGAUGGACUCCGCCGAUCAUCGGUGCUUCCAAUGCUAUCACCUUCCAUAAUGAGAGUCGAGAAUUGUCUAUACCCGUUAAGCUAUGCUUAGCGCAUCUCUGGGCGUUCAGGCCUGAGGGCACCUAA
Messenger RNA from Microbotryum saponariae, 4674 nucleotides. The record is from the annotation of a GenBank genome assembly. NCBI's taxonomy places the organism in Eukaryota, Fungi, Basidiomycota, Microbotryomycetes, Microbotryales, Microbotryaceae.